Molecule: messenger RNA, 5544 nt
Organism: Cryptotermes secundus
Lineage: Eukaryota; Metazoa; Arthropoda; Insecta; Blattodea; Kalotermitidae
Gene: Hyls1
Product: hydrolethalus syndrome protein 1 homolog
Exons: 6
Coding region: 190-927 (245 amino acids)
Biological process (GO): cilium assembly
Cellular component (GO): non-motile cilium; centriole
Source: RefSeq, a predicted model, not a curated record
UGGUCUUGUGGGGUAGUUAGGUCGUUACCGGGGUGAGUGCGUUUUAAAUUUAAAUGAUCGAAGGCGUCGAAGGUGCUUACGGUACUGGCACUCGGUAACUCGGUAAUACUGAUCAUACUGAUACAGUGUUGUAAGACGUAGAAGUAAAUUGGGUUAUUCGGGCUGUAUUGUAAUGUAACUUACACAAAAAUGACCAUAAAACUGGAUCCCAAGGAAGUUAAAGCACAUCUUCAUCGACUAGGAUACUGUAACAUAACGGGAGAACAAUUAAGGGAGUUUAUUAAAGACUUGAAGAAACUUAUUAAAUAUGAUCAGCACCUGUUAUGCACAUGUAAAGAUUCAGCUGAGUUCAGUGAAAGCUCCUACAAAGAAACUUCACUAGAGACACUGAGGACCAGUAACUCAACCUCAUCACCCAGUGGAAAUGAAAACAGCCAUAUUGAAAAGUAUGGAAGAGAUCAGUCUCGCGAUACCACAGCACAGAAAUGUGUAACUUGUACAAGGUCAUUUGCACAUAAUGUACAGUCAGGUGACGGCUCCAGUAGAGCAUGUGUGUCGGGUUCUGCAGCUCUACCCAACACAGCAGGAAUAACAAAAAAAUCAGCACAUUUUUCAAAGCAGGAAGAAGCCCAAAAGUUAAAGUCUGUAGAAAACCUUCAAGAAUCUGUGAAAGCAAAACAUUCAUUUAUACGACCACGGAAUAUUCAACCAGGGCAACAAGCAGGAGCUCCUAAGCGAUGUGACCCAGUAAAGCUGUAUCAUCAUUACCAGGAUAUCUGGAGACAGCAGAAAGUCCCUGGUGAAGACAAUCAUUCCAACCUACGAUGGUGUAUACGUGUGAGAAUGCUAGGUGAAGAUCCACAGCCUCGUCCCAUUUCACGAGCUUCGUCCACAAGAACACUGAGCAGGCAACAUAGGGAAGUGUGAAUUUUUAUCCUUUAUGAAACACUGGCAUUUUAUCUUGUUGGCUUAUCUGUUAACUUGGAACUGAUGUCGGAAAGGCAUUACUUGUAAAUGUCUGUCAUCCUAAUUAGACAGUUUAUUUUCCAUGAACUGACAACUGUAUUAGAAGUAUAUAAUUAUAAGACAGUACUCAAGAUGAGAAAUACUACAUAAUAUAUUUAUCUUCUGAAACAUUUAUUUUUAUUUGUGCAUCAGCUUUUUUUCCUCACAAAUGCUGAAUUCUGGUAUUGGUAAACUCAGUGUCCCAGCAGUGAAGCAAAAUGUCAAAUGUGUAUAUGCAAAAAUUAUGUAGCUUACAUGAGGGUAGACGUUAAAAAAAAUAUUUGAACUAUAUUGUGAUAUGACGCCUGAAAGCAGGAGGAGAUGACCAUUGCUAGGCAAUGGUUAAGUAGAUACAUUCUUAUGGCAAUGAAUAAGCACACAACAAUUUAGGAACUGCUGGGUGUGGUGUUUUCCAUGUGGUCCAACUUACAGGAGGACUCAGUUGGAGUCACGGAACAAACAAAAAUUUGGUCAUGGAUCCUGUCAGGACCUGAAACCAAGAAUGACUGUGUUGUUGAGGGCCAGCAGUUUACUGCUAUGCUAGUUACAAGACAAAAAUAUGGUCAAGGGUCUCACAAAGCCCAGAGCCAAGAAUGACUGUGCUGGCAAAGCCAGCAGCAAAUUAACCAACCUACAGGACCGCAGGGAAUCGUGACAGAAAAAUGUGGUCACAGAACCUGAAACCAACAGUGACUGUGCUAGUGGAGGCCAGCAGCACUUUACCAGACAGACAGGACUGUGGGAAUAGAGAACCAGCUAACAACUGUCAGUCAGUCAUGGGACAGAACCAAGAAUGACUGUCUUGGAUGAAAGCUAGCAACAACUUUCUGGUCUGGACUGCACUUGGUGGUUAACAGUCUGUUGCUAGCCAGCAGGGACAGGAGCUGUUGAGCACAGAAGCAGUAAAAGAAGCUUCUACCAAGGAAUGAUUAGUGAAGAAAUAGCAGUUAUUUGCAGCUGUCAUUAUUUGUGGAUCAUGUAGAUCACUGAGAACGUUAUAACUGAUGAGUACCAUCUUCUGGGAUAUAACUUCACAUAGUUAUUGAAAGUCAACCGACUUCAGGUUUUGAAUAAGCCAAGCAAGAUACCAGAAUGCAAGCAGGUUGCAAGCCAACCAUCAAGAUGGAGGUGAUGGUUCGUCUGAAACGUGGGCUGAAUUUAAACGGACUACACAGCGUUAUAUCCCAGAAGAUAGUACUCGAUCAUAACCACUGCUGUGGAAACCUCAAAUCCUACAUAGUGUUGUGUUUGUAGAUAUGAGUCAUAAAUGUUCAGUAGCUUCAGUAGUCGGUCCAAACCCUGUGUCUAGUCACUAACACAUAAUAAUACUGACAAUAUUUUGAAACAUAAAAUGCCAUCCCAUUUCCCCUAACAUAUUGUGACAUGUAGACCCAUUGCCGAGUAACAGCUGGGUAAACAAGGAACAGUACAACAGCCAUUGGUCAGGUUUCACAUGGUAUUAUUAUAAACGGGGUUUGGGUUGAUUAUCGGAUUUACUGGACACUUAAAGAACUUGUGACAGUUUCACUGAGUUACUCCAAAGAUCACUAACUACAGCACACACAAAGUCUUGAGGCUAUGAAGCUGAUAAUGAAGGUUAUCGGUCAGUCCACAGGAAACAAACUUCCGAUUCUUUAUUCUUUCAUCCAGACUGAAAAGCUACAGGCGAUAACAAAGCAAACACACCAGAAUUGUUGCAUAUAUUUCCUAACCUGUCUGUUUUUACCUGUCCUACAGCUUUCUGCCCAGGAAUGGGCUGCUUCUUUGAGAAGCCCAUCUGGUCUAUCCUAUAGGUAACCAAAGUGGCAGAGAGCAACUGUUGACUGUUUACUCAGGAGCUAAAAUCCUAAACCUUUACAGUAGUCAGAUACAUGUGCAUCAAUGCCAAUGUGGUAUCAUUCUGGUAGAUGAAGAUAUACCAUUUCAAAUGAACUACAGCUGUGCCUGAUUUUUUGAGAUCUCCAGGUCCUCACCAUAGUUAGAAUUGUUGAUACAAACACUAAGCAGGAUUGUCCUAUGUGACAUAUUCUGCCCAAGCAAACAGGAGGUGCUGAAGUAUAACUUGACCAGAGAAGGCAAGUUCCAGUUACCACUACUCUCUGAUCCCAUUUGAUCUAAGAUGAGACUGGCCCAAGGACUGUCACUGUUCUUUCUGAGACACUCUCACAUCCAAAGGUUAAUAACUGUGUACUGUGUUACGUGUACACCAAUUGGUAGGCAAUGUGUUGACAGACAAGUUCCCAUGAAGACAGAUUCUUGGUAAACAGCACAUUGCUAGGUCAUGCAACAAUAGAGGAAGCCAUAUUUUCUGUUUGCAGUGACAUCACAACAGUGGAUAGUGAUCAUGUGACGUGUUUUUUAUAGAUCUGACCGAUGCACCAAUAGGCUUGCUGGAUAGCAAUCAUGUAAUUUAUGUUAACUGUAGGUCCAUGUCCGUUCCUUGGCCAUAUAAGUAAAGCAGUUACAAGUUAUGAAUAAUAACUGCAGAAGCAAGCAAACAAGUAAGGAGAUAGCCAUGGGAAGUUCGUAGUUGAAGAAUUAUAAGUUGGCCUGUGAAGACUUAAGCGUGAUAGAAGAUUUCGUUUAUAUGUAAUAUUUGCAAUGUGUGAUUCGGUGACUUUUAUAGUUUGUUAUAAACUCAUGAAGACUAGUGCAAAUCAACUGAAGAGAUUAGUGUGGAGUGAUUGUACAUUCUGUAAAGCAGCAGUAGUGUAAUUAACUGUAGUUAUGACCUGUAAGUGGUUAAUAAAUAUGAUUACCAAUCCAAACCCACGUCUUAGUCACUUUGACACGUGACAACCAUAUACAAGUGAUGUCGGUACAGCCAUUACAUAGUUGACAAAUACUGUACACUAGACAGAAUAAAAUUCAAAACAUUUUUGAGUCAAUCACAUUUAUUUAAUCACUUAAUAUAGAAUAUAAAAUUAUGUAAAUCAAUAAAGACACAAAUGAACUCUCCAACAAUCUAUACAACAGUGGUUCACAACCUUUCUGACAUAAUAUUUCCCUUUUACUUUUCACCAAACACCCCCAGCAUUUACAGAUAUAAAUUUAACAAUCUGCACUCCUAUUAAUAUUAUUCCUCACAAUGGCCCAGCCCAUAAUUAUUUUAUCAAUUUUGUGUGUAUUCCACACAGGUCAGAAUGUACAAGCUGAGCUGCUAUUUGUUACAUCAUUAGCUGGGUUGACUGAACAUUCCACUCCAUGGAUUAGUGCUUCAUGCCAAAAUGUAUCACACACAUAAAUAUUUGCUUUUAGGACCAUGUCUCUCCUGGUUUCCAUCUAAGAAAGGAAGAAAGUAACUUUUGAAGUGGGCUGCAAUGCCCUCUCAAAAAGUGAAAAUGUCUUAAGCCUCCUUAACUAAUGCACAAUAGAAAAAUACUGUCAAUCCAAAGAACACUUAGAUUCUAAAGAGCUGUCAUGAUGGAGUUUAACACUCGGAAUUACAUGGUUUUUGGACUUUGUUCAUAAUUUGCAAUUCUAAAAGACUAGAACUAAAAGAACUAGUUAGAAUAUUCAACAAUGAACAAAGUCCAAAAACCAAGUAAAUCCAAAGAAAACUGUAGCAGCACAUACCAAAUAAUGAAAUACUGCUCAGUAGUUUCAUAUUCAGACACUGGGAAACUAUUGCCUUACUGCCCUGUACCAAAAAUGUGAAUAAAAAUAUAAAUUUUAAAAUGAAAAUGUUGCAUGGUGACCUUUACUUGGCAAUGAAUAGGGCUAACAAAUGUUAAAGUCUGACAUCCUAUUUUUACUCUCAUAUAGUUUUAUGAGGAGGUAUUGUGAUGGUGAGAGACAUCAAGCCAAGAUUUCAAUGCAUCCACAUAUUCUGAGCCACCUUGAUUACAAAAAGUGGUUCGUGGUGUGCCACCAGUCUGUAUGUAUGGAUGUGCACCUCACUAGUGCCCGGCUGCAUGGAGGGAUUUUAUUCAUAUUGUCACAUGUUAGUGACUACACAUGGGGUCUGAAUUUGUAACUGAAAUGCACUCACUAUAUAUUGCUACACCACAUUUCCUAUUCUUUUCAUUUUGUUAUGUCUUCCAUAGUUGCUGCAAGGCAGUGCCUUCUAACAGUGGAAAUUCCUGUGUUUCCAUGUUUAUAGCUAGUCACCAACUAUGAGCAAUGCUUCAUGACUGACUUAGCAUAGCAGUAAAUUUCUGCUGGUCCUUGCCAGCAUAGUUAUUCUUGGUUUCAGGCCCCACUGGGACUCAUCAUAUUUUUGUCCAUUUCAAGUCCAAUUUAUGUGUUUACUGAGUCAUCACUUAGCAACAGUGGCCUCUUCUGGUUCCGUUAUUUCAGCUUUCAGCUGGCAUGUCACAUUCAGAAUUCAAGAUUAUCCAUCAUAGGCUGGUGCCUGGUGAAUACAAACAUUCCAGCUCUUGAAAAUGACUCUAAUGAUUUUAACUAAAUUUCAGUAAUUUAUGGAGACAGUCUUCAUAAAUAAAGCUGCAUAGGUGAUUUGUGAGAGCCGGGAUAGCACAGUCGGUAUAACAACUAGCUACUAGCUGGAUGGCCGGGGUUAGUUUGAAUACCUGUGGG